Messenger RNA from Punica granatum (pomegranate), 3160 nucleotides. The record is from RefSeq and is a predicted model, not a curated record. Lineage: Eukaryota; Viridiplantae; Streptophyta; Magnoliopsida; Myrtales; Lythraceae.
GACAAACAGAACCCUAUGGUUUCAGUUGCUGCCAGACUUUUGCCAAUCCUGGGUCGACCAUGAGGAUAGGCGUCCGGUGCAACCAUCAACCCAGCUAGUCCAGUCCAAUGUGGGCACUGCAUGGUUGAAAUCUCUUUGCUGAGUUGGCGUGUCCAAUAGUUUAUCCAUUCAUAUGUUCUGUUCUCGUCAUAGUGACAUUGUUCUGUUCAAGUUUCACCAGACUGACUAGCCUUCUUUGAUUACUCCAUCAGAUUUCGUCUUCAUGCAUACAUGGGGGAGUUGCUUUAAUUAAUGUCUCAUGGAAGUUCCCAAAGAGUGUGUUUUUUGUUAGGAAGAAGAGCGGGAUUCAUCUUGCCGUGUCAUAUGCAUGCGACUCUUUAAUUAGUCCAGUUUAUGUCGAGUAACUAACUAGUUGACAUCUUAACCAUCAGAUGGAACAAUCUCAAUUUUUGACUUGAAACAUGCUUGGGGUGGUCUGCUGGGAUGGGUUUCUUUAUGUGGCCUCGUUCGGGUUGAGUUGGAAAUUGCCAGCGGUCUUUUUCAAACCGUCAAUCACGAAGUCGUCACGAGCUGCAGCUGCAGAGACUUGAACAGUCACUCCAUAAGCUUCCAACUGAUCAUUUUAAGGAAAUGCCCGGCCUCAUAGAUUUGCUUCUCUGAUACUUACAAAGUUGGUUGUUGUCUUGUCUUCUUGUCAUAUUCUCAGAGCAGGAAAGCUGGAUCAGUUUUGGACAGAAACCAACAUUUUCUCACCACUUCAGAACAAGCAAGAAGUUCCACCAGAGGCAGCCGCGAGAGAUUCGUCUUCGAAAUGGUUUCAUAAGACUCUUUCCGACAUAGCCUUUCAAUGGGUGCUCGGAACUCAGGAGCUGCACUUGGGUCCUAUAGGGUCCCAAGGAUACGAAUCAAUUCUGAAUGUUGUCAAAGAGCAGAAUUAUGUUUGUUCUCGUCCUAAUCUUCAUGCUCAGUUUUGCCUGUUACAGCAGUUUCGGGCAUCCCAUGGCCAAAUCCAAGUGCCCUGAAAAAUGCGGGAACGUCACAGUUCCGUACCCGUUUGGCAUCGGAGAGGGCUGUUUCAAGGACAAGUGGUUCAAGGUUGUGUGCGAAGUCAGCCCUUCUGGGGAGGUCCCCAUCCUGCGAUCCUACCAACUGAAGGUCCUGAGCGUAAGCUUUCACAUGGUUCGGGUCACCAUUGACUGGACAUUCCCUUCAUGUCACCCCAAGGAGUUGGGGAUGGAGUUGAGCAUAAAGCCUGUAAACUACGACACCGGCACUUACAAUCCCUUCAUCAUCUCCCCAACCAAUAACCAGUUCACUGCCCAAGGAUGCGGGAUCUUUGCUUAUGUGACCAACAAAAGGAAAGCCAAUACCACGAUCUACACCGAAGGGUGCGUCUCCCUCUGCCCAGAGGAAACUCCAUACGGGAUAAAGCCGUCAAUCCUAAAUCGGACUUGCUUAGGGAUCCAGUGUUGCCAGACGAGCAUUCCCAGUGGACUUAAGUCUGUGUACGUCCAUAUCUUUAAUCUCGAUGUCAACAACAGCCAUUUUCAUGACUCCCAAUCCUGCAGUCGAGCUUUUGUCGCAGAGAAAAAAUUCUCGGCCACUAACGGUACCAGCGAAAUGCCAAUGUCCAUACACUGGGUUAUAGGGAAUACUACGUGUAAAAUCGCCAACAGUACCUCUUCCGGUCAAUCGUGUGGGAAAAACGCCCACUGCAUCGAUUACCCCGCGAAGAAUGGGCACCGUUGCCAAUGUGAUGACGGGUUUGAUGGGAAUCCUUACCUUCCUGAAGGCUGCGAAGAUGUAAAUGAGUGCCUGCAUCCGGAAAACGGGUGCCGGGGGGAAGCUACUUGUGUCAACACCAUUGGUACUUACUACUGCGUUUGUCCCUCGGGUGUAAACGCCAGCAGUUACAAUGGAAGUUGCGUACCGAGUCCUAAUUAUAAACGGAAUACUGCUCAGAUUGUCUAUUUAGGUCUUGCAGUCGGAGUAAGUAUCACGUGCUCGACAGCUAUGAGCAUCUUGUGCGCCUCGAUGGUUAAGAGGAAAAGGGAAGCUAAGAUGAGAAAAAUGUACUUUAAGCGAAAUGGCGGAUUAUUGCUAGAGCAGCAGAUCACUUCACAGGAAGAUGCAGUCGUGAAAACCCAAAUGUUCGCAUUCGAAGAGCUCCAGAGGGCCACUGACGACUUCAACCAAGGCCGAAUGUGCGGGAAGGGAGGGUUCGGGUCUGUGUACAAAGGAAUGCUGUCGGAUGGUCGGAUAGUCGCAAUCAAGCGGUCCCAUAUGAUGCACGAGAAGCAAGUGACCAACUUCAUCAACGAGGUCGUCAUCCUCUCGAGGAUAAACCAUCGGAACAUAGUGAAGCUGCUCGGAUGCUGCCUGGAGACAGAAGUUCCUCUUCUCGUGUAUGAGUUCAUUGGCAACGGGACCCUGUCCCAUCACAUCCACUACGGGGAAAGAGGCAUGCCUUCCCUCUCAUGGGAAGUCCGUGUGAGGGUCGCCGCAGAGAUUGCAGGAGCGCUUGCCUAUCUCCACUCGGCUGCCUCCACUCCGAUAUUCCACCGGGAUAUAAAGUCUAGCAACAUUCUCCUGGACCACAACUACAAUGCCAAGAUUGCUGACUUCGGGAUAUCCCGGUCAAUCCCCAUGGAAAAGACCCACCUCACCACGGCCCUGCAGGGCACGUUUGGGUACCUGGACCCUCAGUAUUUCCGGUCGAACCAGCUCACGGACAAGAGCGAUGUGUACAGCUUUGGGGUGGUGCUAGUCGAGCUCCUGACAGGGGAGAGGGCAGGGUCCAAGACCAAGGCCGAGGUGGAGGAAAAGAGCCUGGUGCUCAACUUUGUGACGGCGAUGAAGGAGGACCGGCUGUUCGACAUUGUGGAUGACCAGGUUCGGCACGAGGGCAGGAGGGACGAGAUAGUCGAUUUCGCUCAGCUCGCCAAGAGAUGCCUCAAGCUGAAAGGAGGAAAACGGCCCACCAUGAAAGAAGUGGCAACAGAGCUUGAAAGGAUCUUCAGGCAGUUAGAAAGUUGAUAAUAUUAAAAAUUCGACUGCUGACCCGCUGAAGUUUUGCCGUUAACACCACGCUUAAGAAAUUAUAUAUUUACAAUUCCCCUACGCAAACGUAUUAACACAAAAAAAAAAAGAAAUAGAGAGA